AUGACCUCGAAUUUGAUGCCAAUCGCAUCACUCCGGGUCUCCAAACACCAGAUUCCAGCGCACAACCUCAUACCUAAUACUUCUAUCCAAAACAAACCUCUGAUGCACUACCACGGCGUAUUUCCGCCCACUAUCGGCGCAUCAGCAAUUGAAUCCCAUCUCGGCUCUCUCGGCGUAGUCAGCCCGCAAUGGAGAUACACCAUGUACAGCACAACCCAUUUCCAUAGCACAUCGCAUGAGGUACUCUGCAUCUCGCGCGGCAAGGCUACAUUGUGCUUUGGUGGCGAGGACAACCCUGGGAAAGUCGAGCUCGAGGCCCAGAGGGGCGACAUGCUCAUUGUUCCUGCGGGCGUGGGACACAGACUGCUGAGACAAGCUGAAGGCUCCGACGGAGGCUUUGAGAUGGUUGGCAGCUAUCCACCGGGGUACAACUGGGACAUGUGUUAUGGUCAAAGGGGCGAGGAGUCCCAGGUGAAGAGCAUUGAGAAUUUGCCUUGGUUCACCAGGGACCCUGUAUAUGGAGAUCGGGGCCCGGCUUUAGAUUUGUGA
Pestalotiopsis fici W106-1 is the source of this 549-nucleotide messenger RNA. RefSeq lists its product as uncharacterized. The record is from RefSeq and is a predicted model, not a curated record. The transcript has a single exon. NCBI's taxonomy places the organism in Eukaryota, Fungi, Ascomycota, Sordariomycetes, Amphisphaeriales, Sporocadaceae. The coding region runs from base 1 to 549 and encodes 182 amino acids.